Molecule: messenger RNA, 2153 nt
Organism: Closterium sp. NIES-67
Lineage: Eukaryota; Viridiplantae; Streptophyta; Zygnematophyceae; Desmidiales; Closteriaceae
Source: the annotation of a GenBank genome assembly
UCUUCUGCCAUCGGCGCUAGGCUGCAGUGGUGGAAUUGGAACCGUCGUCGCGUCAGUUUUCGCAAGCGUUUGACUCACCUCGAUCGUUGACAAGGAGUAAACAGAUUGCCCAGCGAUUGGUCGUAUUCAACCCGACUCGCGUUGCGCCCAUCCAGCACAGGCCUUGCCAGGGCCAUUCCACCUGCUGACCUUCCCUCCAUGCCUCGCGCUCACUCACGCCACUGGCGCGGAGAUCUUUCGACAAACGGUUGUUUCCCAUCCGCCGACAGUUGGUCCUAGCAUUUACAGCUCCUCCCACGAGCGCCUCGGCGAGGAGAUAUUCCCGCGCGAGCAGAAUCAGCGCCGCUGCGAUCCGCCAUCCGUUCCACACUGGUGGGCUCUCCCCGCCCCUUCCCGCCCUCUCCUGCGGCUCUCCGCACCUUGCCUCCGCCGCAUCCUACGGCGCCCCGCAGGGCCGAUGCAUCGCCGACAGCGAUGCUCACCGCGGAGUCUUCCCCGCGCGCGGCAGAGGGGCGAUCCAGAUGCCUGCUUGCUGGGUUCCUUGCGCGCGCCGUUAUCGCGCGCGCGACUGGAGGGCGGAGCCUGGCGGAGGCGUGAGAGGCUCUUAUCACGGGGGGAGGUGGGGUGACGAGGGAUGGUUUUUCAUCCCUCGAGGCGAGGCGAGGGAGCGCGGGAGGGCAGCGGGACGGGCGGAGGUGCACAUGCAGAGGCAUCAGGAGCCACCAUGAUCGUUUCGGUUCCGCAUCGUUCAUUCCAUGCCAUCGUGGCAUCACGCCAUGGCAGCCCUAAAUCGCUAGGCUAAAGCUGCGCGAUUCCGUGCUCCCAGGCGCCGGAUGUGGUUUUUAGUACCCGUCCGGUGGGUCCUCUAUGGCGGGCUGGAGGCUUUCACGCCUGUGGACGGCACUGGAGGGAUCUCCCCCAAGUUGUGGCUCUCGUAUUGGCAGAUUCAACCCGCAGACUCGCGAGUAGCGAACCUGUGCGAGAACUCGCACCGAUCACGCGUUGGGCCGCAACACUAGGAACGUCUCCGCGUGCUAAGCCGAAGCACCACAACACUCCCUCGGCCCUGCAGUUACGAUUAUUCCGCAGGUCUGAUCUACUCCGUCCGUAGCCGUCGAUCCCUCCCCCCUGCGUCCGCCUUGCCGGUUUCGUUCCUCCCGCCAUCUUCACCUCAUUGGCGCUCCCAGAUAGCCCGUGGAUCUAUGUUUUCGGAAGCCGGUUCCUUUGAUUUACACUAACCGCGAGUUAAGAGCCAGACUCUGCAACCUUAGUCACUCCGGAUUCCUGACGCUGCUUCGGAUCCGCGCAUUCUGUGGACCACGGGGGGGGGACACGUUGGGGCUGGCGACGAAGUGGCAGGCGACGCUAUGACGGACGAUGAUGCGCGCGACAGGGCCGCCGCGGCUGCCGCUGCUGCUGCGGAGGAAGGUGACAGCAGCAACAGCAACAGCAACAGCAACAGCGGCUGUGGCGACGCUGAUGCUGAUGGUGAUGGCGCUGGCGACGGUGACGGUGGUGCGGCGGGCGAUAGCGAGUUGAAGAAGAUCGCUGAAGCAUCUGAAGGGGUCUGUGGACGGCGGAGGAGGACGCGAUCCUGGUGGAGUGCGUGCACCGCUUCCGCGAGGGCAACUGGACCACCAUCGCCACGCGCUCGGGGCCUGGCGCGGUCGGGCAAGAGCUGCCGGCUGCGGUGGGUGAAGCACCUGAGCCCCGCCAUCCGCCCGGGGCCGCUGUCAGAGGCGGAGCAGCGGCAGGUGAUCCAGCUGCAGAAGAGGUUCGGCAACAAGUGGGCGCUCAUGGCGCAGCACAUGCCUGGGCGGUCCGACAACGCCAUCAAGAACUUCUGGAACUCUUAUAGGAAGAGGAUGCAGCGGAGAGUGAAAGCCGCUGCUGUGGCUGCGCGGGACGGGGGGAUGGAGAGGGUGGGUGAGAAGGAGGAGCAAGCGCUGGUGUGUGCCGGACAUUUUAUGAUGACUCCAGCACCAGCAGCAGCUGCAGCAGCAGCAGCGGCAGCAGCAUCAGGAUCAGCAGCAGCGUCACCAAUACUGUUGCUGCGCCCAUCCACGGUGCAAGCAGACCACCUGCUGCUUCUCAAACGAACCUGGGCGCUCGAGCGUUUUCCAGGGCAGCGUCAGCAGUGAACGCAGCGAGCG